AUGGCCAGCAAAAGUGUCGGACGCAUGUGUGUUGUAGCGGGAUGCAGCAAAAGACAGUCAGAUGGCGUGUCGGUUCAUGUUUUCCCCAAAGAUGAGCGACUGCGAGCGGCCUGGUGUCGUUUUGUGAAGCUGACGAGGGCAGACUGGUCUGGUCCUUCGAAAUACACCGUUAUCUGCAGUGACCAUUUCAACGAGGAUUGCUAUGAGGUACAUUUCUCGCUCAUGAAGGACUUUGGGAUCCCAGCGAAGAAGCGUCUACGCCAGGGGUCCAUACCAAGCAUAUAUCCCAAGCGGAAAAGAGACCAACUGAACGAUGCGUUCCUGGAGUCUCCCCAUGGGUAUCGGGGCGAACGAACAUACAACCCUCCCCAUGUAAACACCCCUACUCCAGUACGAGGAGCCCAUGCAAAGCGUGAGAGGAAUAGGGUAUUGGCAGAGCUGCUUCAUGACAACACAGAGGUUGAAGAAAUACAGGAAGAGUCGCAAGACCAGGAUGAAUGUGUUGGGAUCCAAACAACGCCUGUUCCCUUUCCCACACCUGUUUCGGAGGAGAAAAGUGUGUCUAUGGCAUGUCAGACAGAAUCAACACGAAAACGUAGCGUAAAGAUUCAAGUUGCUGCAAGGAAUAAGGAAAAAGGAUUACAAGUUGACCUACAACCCAGAGUUCGAAGCAUUGGUAUUCAGGUUGAUGUACGAGAUGAUUUGCCUGCUCCACGUCCACCUCCAGCACCUGUUCCUGUUCCUGAUUCCUCUAGUGGUGAAGAGUCUAUCCAGACGGAGAAUGAGACUGCCUCAUUGUAUGAACCUUCUGGCACUAGUUCAGAUGAUUCUCAUGUACAGGAUACCAAGUAA
Messenger RNA from Saccostrea echinata, 852 nucleotides. RefSeq names its product THAP domain-containing protein 10-like. The record is from RefSeq and is a predicted model, not a curated record. The coding region runs from base 1 to 852 and encodes 283 amino acids. Lineage: Eukaryota; Metazoa; Mollusca; Bivalvia; Ostreida; Ostreidae. The transcript has 5 exons. Gene Ontology annotation, molecular function: sequence-specific DNA binding.